AUGGAGCGCCUUCCAGGCUUCAAUGUGGCGAACCACUUCGAGAAGCGCCGGCUUCUCAUCGCCAUCAACUGCAUCGCCGCUUUGUCCAUUUUCUUCUUUGGAACGAGUUACGAUCAAGGUAUAAUGGGUGGUAUCAACAAUUCGAAGCAUUACAUCGAUUUGAUGGGCUUUGGAUAUGUAGAUGAAAGGACUGGUGAGCCGGUGGUCACGGACAGCCUCCUACAGGGUGGGAUCGUCUCUGUGUACUACCUCGGCACUCUCUUUGGCUGCCUCCUCGGAGGCUGGGUUGGCGAUAAACUCGGUAGAAUCAGGGCGAUCGCUAUCGGUGCUGCCUGGGCCAUUGUUGGUGCUGCGCUGCAGUGCUCAGCCCAAAACCACGACUGGAUGAUCUGCUCGCGCGCCGUCAACGGUAUCGGCACAGGCAUCCUGAACGCUAUUGUUCCUGUCUGGGCAACCGAGACCGCUGAACAUACCUCUCGUGGCCAAUUCAUCGCCAUUGAGUUCACUCUCAACAUCUUCGGUGUAGUGGUGGCAUAUUGGCUCGAGUUUGGGCUGUCGUACAUUGACAACAACAGCUCGGCGUUCGGAUGGCGAUUCCCUAUCGCAUUCCAGAUCGUUCCCCUGCUCGUGUUGCUUAGCUCCGUUUGGUUCUUCCCCGAGUCACCUCGUUGGCUCGUCAAGGCUGGACGUGAUGACGAAGCCCAGUACAUUCUUCGCCGACUGCGUGGGUCAAGCGAAUUUGACCGAGAAAGGGCCCAUGCUGAGUAUACUGACAUCAAGAACAUUGUGCAGCUUGAGACCAAGGAGUCAUCUAACAACUCGUAUCUCCAUAUGUUCUUCGGAAUCGGAUCUGGAGAGCUUCACACUGGGCGACGUGUUCAACUUGUCAUCUGGCUCCAAAUUAUGCAAGAGUGGGUUGGCAUCGCUGGAGUUACCGUAUACGCACCAACCAUCUUCCGCAUUGCUGGCUUCGACACGCGCAAGAGCCAGUGGAUUUCGGGUCUCAACAACAUCCUUUAUAUGUUUGCUACGUUGAUAUGUGUAUACACGCUGGAUCGCAUUGGGCGACGAUGGACCCUCUACUGGGGCUCGGUUGGGCAAGGUAUCGCUAUGUUCCUCGCAGGAGCGUUUUCCAAACUAGGACAGGAUGCUAGAGACGCCGGCGAUAUCGACAAGGCGAACUCUUAUGGUGCCGCGGCUGCCGCAUUUGUCUUCAUCUUCACCUCUGUCUUCGGAGCGACAUGGUUGACUGUUCCCUGGCUUUAUCCUGCUGAGAUCUUCCCACUGCAGGUCCGAGCAAAGGGCAACGCUUUUGGAGUCUUUGGGUGGUCUAUCGGUAAUGGAUGGCUAACACUGCUUUGUCCCGUCAUGUUCUCCAAGAUCGGCGAGAACACGCUUCACAUCUUUGGAGUCUGCAACAUAAUCACAAUCCCCAUGGUGUGGGCUCUCUACCCCGAGAGUAACCAGCGCACCCUUGAGGAGAUGGAUCUUCUUUUUGCAGCUGAUAGUCCUUGGGUUUGGGACGCUGAGAGGAAGUUUAAGGAGUUGAAGGAAAAGCAACCUGGACUGGUCACGGCAUCUGGUCACAGGCGCGAUUGUGAGGUUAUGGAUGUCGAACCUGGUGUAAAGGCAGGCUCUGGUGACGAGGUGCACAUCAGCACAUAA
Fusarium sp. VM40 is the source of this 1665-nucleotide messenger RNA. The record is from the annotation of a GenBank genome assembly. Lineage: Eukaryota; Fungi; Ascomycota; Sordariomycetes; Hypocreales; Nectriaceae.